Molecule: messenger RNA, 1850 nt
Organism: Zootoca vivipara (common lizard)
Lineage: Eukaryota; Metazoa; Chordata; Lepidosauria; Squamata; Lacertidae
Gene: EEF2KMT
Product: eukaryotic elongation factor 2 lysine methyltransferase
Cellular component (GO): protein-containing complex
Source: RefSeq, a predicted model, not a curated record
CGAUGGAGGAGCAACAGCGCCGGCAGGAAGGCGCCGCGUGCGAGCCAAGAGAAGCCCCCGAAGAGAGCGUGGCGCUCCGCUUCCAGCGCGGCUUCCUCGCCGGGAAGCGGCUGCGCGAUUUGCCCUGGGAGGAUCUUGAACAGAUACUAAAGAAUUCAGAAGACUCCUCACCUCUGCUGACUAUUUUACAGAAGACUGUUUUUCACCCGCUGUGCUUGAAGUACCCUCUCUCAGUGAAGUACAGAAGAUGCUUCUUAUCGGAGCUUAUUAAGAAGCAUGAGUCUACAGGUGCCGAACCUCUGGAACAGCUGUAUGAAGCGAUCAGAGACGUCUUAAACACUGAAGAAACCACACAGUGUUAUAAAAGCUAUUUAUUGCCCUCUGGAGAUGCCAUUACGCUUUGUGAGAGUGUAGCAAUUAUUUCACGGGGGACCACAGGCCUUGUCACGUGGGAUGCUGGUCUUUACCUGGCUGAAUGGGCGCUGGAGAAUUCUGCAGUUUUUUGCAACAGGAGUGUUUUGGAACUGGGAAGUGGGACAGGACUGACAGGCAUUGCCAUUUCCAAAGCUUGCCGCCCCAGGACUUACACGUUCAGCGAUCACCACGAGUGUGUUCUUCAACAGUUGUCGGAGAAUAUCCGCUUGAACGGCCUGCUUCUGCCGUCUGAACCUCGCGGCCAUGGCGUGGCAAAGCAAGAAACCUGUGAGGCUGAGCUUCCUGGAUCCCAGGGCGCUGAAAUAACUGUAGCAGAGCUUGACUGGAACCUAGUUACAAAAGAACAGCUGGCAGAACUUCAGGGCCCUGACGUCAUCAUUGCUGCAGAUGUGGUAUAUGAUCCAGAGCUAACACAGUCCCUUAUUGGCAUUCUGCAAAAGUUUUCCAGCUGCAAUGGAGAUGGGAAGGCCCCAGAAGUCUACAUCGCCUGCACAAUUCGAAACCCAGAUACUUACUGCCAGUUCCAAACAGAGCUUGAAGAAGUUGGGAUCAGAUGGCAAGUUGUCCCCAGCCCUCAAAGGAAUCUUUUCUCUUACGAUCAGCACGCUAAUAUAACAAUUCUAAGAUUGCUUGUUUAAGUUUCUGUUUUCUCUAAAACACUCAUUUCAUCGUUAAUCCAUCAAAUUUUAUUAUGCUGCCACAGACAUGUUAAAUAUUUGCAUACAAUUUCUGCCAGAACUGUUUGAUAUCUCAUACUAACCUUUGUAUUUUCUUUCAAACUUGAAUAAAAUCUGUUGGGGAGGAAAAAGCAAAUUCUGCCAGAAUGUGAGUCAAAACAACAUGGUGCAUUUUAUAAAAGAUGAAAAAGAGAAGAAGAACCCAAACAACACCUUUGAACUCACAAAAUUGGUUUACUAAGCUGUGCAACAGGGCGAAAAAUCCAGCAACUGUGACUGUACGUAACGGAGGUGCUGUUUGUAAGGUGAAAAAAGCAGCCAGCUGGAAGAAUUGUUUAACGGCAAGUGAAGGAUGUCAACUGGACUCUAAAUAAGAAAUGUUUGGAACAGGAACGGGAAACCUGAUUUUAAGAAAUUGUAUUAAAUUAAUUUGGUUUGAUUUGUAAUAAUGGGGGGUUAAAUCCAGCAACUGUUUCCGUGCAAAGGUCAAAGUUAUAUUUAUUGCUCUGCCCACCACCAAUGUUUGGCCCCCAGAAGGUUCCCCAGAAAGCAAUGUGGCCCUCACCUGAAUAAAGGUUCCUUGCUCCUGAUGUAGGCCUUCUCCCAGUUGCUACCACCUUACCCUCAGCAUCCAGAUCACCCAGAGGAGUUACUCCCAGCAGGUGAGUGUCUGAUAUUAUUGCAGCCUUUGUGUCCUGCCACAUUGACCACCAUCGAGGUUCCUCAAUGAGAAAAGAA